Messenger RNA from Rhododendron vialii, 1530 nucleotides. Its product is annotated as monooxygenase 2-like. Gene Ontology annotation, molecular function: FAD binding. Lineage: Eukaryota; Viridiplantae; Streptophyta; Magnoliopsida; Ericales; Ericaceae. Bases 145 to 1392 code for a protein of 415 amino acids. The transcript is spliced from 5 exons. The record is from RefSeq and is a predicted model, not a curated record.
UUAGGUGGAUUUCUCUCUUAUUAUAUACUGUCGUCACAUGGGUCCCAUGUGAUAUGUCUUCCUUAUUUCAGACUUCCAGUAUUCUUUUUCUUUUCUUCAAACAUAGAACAUAGAAAAACAGCUCUCAGAGACAGAAAUACUAUCAUGGAAGGGGUUGAAGCAGAAAUUGUGAUUGUUGGAGCUGGGAUUGCUGGACUCACCACAUCCUUGGGACUUCACAGGUUAGGAAUCCGGAGCUUGGUACUGGAGUCAUCAGAGAGUUUGAGAGUGACUGGAUUUGCAUUCGCAACAUGGUCAAACGCUUGGAGAGCAUUGGAUGAAAUCGGCGUCGGCGACUCCCUCCGCCAACAACAUCACCAACUCUAUGGGAUAGUGGCUGCAUCUACGAUUUCGGGGCUUCCCACUUCAGAAAUAUCAUUUACGACCAAAGCGAGCUGUGGACACCAAGAACUUCGAUGCUUAAGAAGGAAGGUGUUACUGGAAACCCUUCAGAAGGAGCUUCCCAGUGGCACCAUAAGGUUCUCAUCCAAAGUGGUUUCUAUUCAAGAGGAGGAAUCAGGAGGUUGCUUUAAGCUGGUCCAUCUUGCAAAUGGUUCCGUGGUAAAAGCCAAGGUGCUGAUUGGGUGUGAUGGGGUGAAUUCAGUGGUGUCAAAGUGGUUGGGCUUCAAGAAACCGACUUUCGUGGGCCGAUCCACCAUUAGGGGGUUUGCAGAUUUCAAAGGCAGCCACGGUUUUGAGCCCAAAUUCCUGCAGUUCUUCGGAAAGGGCGUGCGAUCCGGUUUCCUCCCUAGUAAUGAAGACACAGUGUAUUGGUUUUUAACGUUCAAUCCCUCCACUAAAGACAAAGAGGUGGAGGAAAACCCAGCUAAGAUGAAAGAAUUUGUUCUUAGCAACCUUGGCAAAGUACCAGACAAAGUAAAAGCUGUUGUGGAGAUCACUGAACUCGACAAUAUUGCUUGUUCUCCGUUAAGCUUCAGACGUCCGUGGGAGCUUUUCUGGGCAAAUACCAGCAAAGGCAAUGUUUGUGUCGCGGGCGAUGCGCUCCACCCGAUGACACCAGACAUCGGGCAGGGCGGGUGCGCAGCGCUGGAAGACAGUGUCAUUCUAGCUAGGUGUUUAGCAGAGGCCUUGAGGGAAAAGCCGAGCGGCGGAACGGAAGAGGGAGAUGGGAAAGAGGAGUACAAGAGGAUUGAGAAAGGGUUGAAGUUGUUUGCUAGAGAGAGGAAGUGGAGAGGGUUUGUGCUCAUCAGUGCUGCUUAUAUGGUGGGUUCUGUACAACAGAGUAGUGGGGUUGUGGUGAAUUUCUUGAGGGAUAAAGUGUUGGCUACUUUUCUGGUUGGAAUGUUGUUGAAGAUGGCUGAUUUUGAUUGUGGCAAGCUGAGUCUUUCUUGAAGUUGAACCAAUCGGCACUUGUGUGUCUUUGUUUUUUUGUACAACUUUUUGGGCAUUCAAUUGGAGACUUUUGUACUUCUUUUUGGAUCUUCUUGCUAUGAAAUUUGACAAAAUUAGUGACUUGAAUUUCUCCACCAA